Molecule: messenger RNA, 2433 nt
Organism: Drosophila busckii
Lineage: Eukaryota; Metazoa; Arthropoda; Insecta; Diptera; Drosophilidae
Gene: Mmp1
Product: matrix metalloproteinase-14
Exons: 6
Coding region: 435-2207 (590 amino acids)
Biological process (GO): collagen catabolic process; extracellular matrix organization; proteolysis
Cellular component (GO): extracellular matrix
Molecular function (GO): zinc ion binding; metalloendopeptidase activity
Source: RefSeq, a predicted model, not a curated record
UGGUGAGCUAAGCGAAAACGAAAGUAAAUUGUUCCAAGCAAAGUGUAAAGCAGUUGCUACAAAAAAAAAACAUUUAUGUGAACUAUUUGCAAAGUGAAGAAGUAACAAGUGCGGUGCAUUCAUAGGCAAAACAAAACGAAAUUAAAUAAAUUAAGGCAUAUUUAACGCAAGCUGUCGCCCACACCCGAACACGAACACUGAAGCAGCAGCAGCCAGCGAGAGCUAAUUAAUUAAUUUGUCAGUCAAGUGUUAAAGUGCAAACAAAGCAAACAACAAUCCCAACAACAACAACAAUCAAGAACAAUUGCUGCAACUUCUUUGAAGCGGUUCAUUGAUCUACGCAAGCAAAUUGCGCAGCGCAGUUGAUAUUAUUAUUUCAGCGUUGGAGUUGAAGUUCAAAGUGCGCUCCGUUGCUCGCAAAAACAGCCCAAAACAUGGCCAAAACCUGCCAAAGUCAUGCAUCCGUGUUCAUGGCGCUAGUCCCACUGCUGUCCAUACUGGCGGCAGUGCAGAGUGCGCCAGUGUCGACCACAUCACAAGCAGAGAUCUAUUUAUCGCAAUUCGGUUAUCUUCCUGCCUCGGCGCGCAAUCCGGCCAGCAGUGGACUGCAGGACAAGCACACCUGGGUUAGUGCUAUAGAGGAGUUCCAGAACUUUGCUGGCCUGAACGUAACUGGGGAACUGGACGAGGAGACGAUGAAGCUGAUGUCGCUGCCACGUUGCGGCGUCAGAGAUCGCGUGGGCUCUUCGGACACGCGCUCCAAGCGCUAUGCCCUGCAAGGCAGUCGCUGGAGGGUGAAGAACCUGACCUACAAGAUCUCCAAGUAUCCCAAGCGCUUGAAGCGCGUCGAUGUCGAUGCCGAAAUAGCGCGCGCCUUUGCCGUCUGGAGCGAGGACACCGAUCUGACCUUUACACGCAAGACUUCGGGUCCAGUGCACAUUGAAAUCAAGUUCGUGGAGAGCGAGCAUGGCGAUGGCGAUGCCUUUGAUGGUCAGGGCGGCACCUUGGCGCACGCCUUCUUCCCCGUCUUUGGUGGCGAUGCCCACUUCGAUGAUGCCGAGCUCUGGACCAUUGGCUCGCCACGCGGCACGAAUCUCUUUCAGGUAGCAGCGCAUGAGUUCGGUCACUCUUUGGGACUCUCGCACUCGGAUCAGUCCUCUGCGCUCAUGGCACCCUUCUAUCGCGGCUUUGAGCCCGUCUUCAAACUGGACGAGGACGACAAGGCCGCCAUUCAGUCGCUCUACGGGCGCAAGACCAACCAGUACACGCCCACAAAUGUCUAUCCGCCCAGCACGCAGCGACCCUCGUAUACGCCACCAAAGGUGCCGCUCGACGGCUCCGUCUGCAAGGACUCCAAGGUGGACACCAUCUUCAAUUCGGAGAAUGGCGACACCUUCGCCUUCAAGGGCGACAAGUACUAUAAGCUGACCACAGACUCCGUGGAGGAGGGCUACCCCAAGCUGAUAUCCAAGAACUGGCCGGGUCUGCCGGCCAACAUUGAUGCUGCCUUUACCUAUAAGAAUGGUAAGACGUAUUUCUUCAAGGGCACACAAUACUGGCGCUACCACGGCAGCCAGAUGGAUGGCGCCUAUCCCAAGGAAAUAAGCGAGGGCUUCACGGGCAUACCCGAUCAUCUGGAUGCGGCCAUGGUGUGGGGCGGCAAUGGCAAGAUCUAUUUCUUCAAGGGCAGCAAGUUCUGGCGAUUCGAUCCGGCCAAGAAGCCGCCCGUCAAGGCCAGCUACCCCAAGCCCAUUUCCAACUGGGAGGGCGUGCCCAACAAUCUGGAUGCAGCGCUGCGAUACACCAAUGGCUACACGUACUUCUUCAAGGGCGACAAGUACUAUCGCUUCCACGAUGCGCGCUUUGCGGUGGACACGGCAACGCCUCCAUUCCCACGCCCCACAGCACAUUGGUGGUUCGGCUGCAAGAACACGCCCUCAUCCACAGGUAAUAUUAUUGAGGAUGAGCAGCAGCAGCAGCAGUCGGAGCAGCGCUCGCAGCAGGCUGCCGAUUAUGGUAACAGUGAUAUUGACCUGGAAGCAGCUGUUGGCGAUAAUCAAACAAACGAUGAAGCCGUCGAACCAGAAAUGGCGGAACGUACUGGCAAUGGAGCCACCAGCCUCUUCAAGCUCAGCAGCGGGUCCGCUGUCAGUGUACUGCUCAGUACGCUGCUACUUUGUUUUGUCUCCAAGUUUAUAGUUAGCUAAAAUAUGUAUUUUUUUGUUUAUUUUUACCAAAAUUGGUUGGCUGCCUCAUCACAUACUACACUAGUGCCUAGAAAACGGUUCAUACACAAUUCGAAUAAAUUGUAACGGAAGUAUGCAUAUGCAUACCAUAUCAUUUGAGCAAUGCUUAAUCGGGUGCCUUAAAUAUUGUUGUUGUGUGUAAAUACGAGUAACUUAUGUAAAUGAACCUUAAAUAUUUAUUACAUUC